AUGGCUCCAGAUAAUGACAAUUUGGAAGGAGUUGCGGAUCAGGCUCUUCUUCUUCUCACACAGAUGAAAAGAAAUCCCGACGUUAUGCCACCUUACAAUGAAGAAGCUAUGAGAGCAUGUAUCGCUAAAAUGAACGAGCUGUAUAAUCAGAAUAACGAAUGCGUAACACGUCUUCGGUCACAAGGUGAACGGGCAAGCCGGGAACUCGAAGCAGUGAUGAUUUGUCGGAAUGAGGCCCUUCAGCAUAUUCGGAGGUGCUGCUUAGCAUAUAUCCAUGCUCGCGCCGAGAGGAUAAGAUCGUAUCGUUGGCGGCUGGGAGGGGUACUACCAGCGUCAGUGAAGAAUAAUCUAUGCGAAGCAGAAAUCGAGUUUUUCAAUGAGUACUGUAGCAGUUUGGCGGAGUUCCAAGCCGGAAUAGGUGAAAACGGUG
Molecule: messenger RNA, 430 nt
Organism: Cooperia oncophora
Lineage: Eukaryota; Metazoa; Nematoda; Chromadorea; Rhabditida; Trichostrongylidae
Source: the annotation of a GenBank genome assembly